UAAUGAACUGCAUUAAGGUGGUUUAUAGAGACAUGAUGAGGGUAUUAGAAGAAGUAGCAUUUUUUAGAAAGAUGAUGGAUGAAUGAUUGAAGAUAGAGUUGAGAGUGAAAAUGGUGCUGAAAAAUAGUGAGACACAGAACAUUUAAAGCUGCAGAAGAGUAAGGACGCGAAACCCGGGAAGCAACACAAGUGGUCAGACUGGAACACUGGGUGUGAGUAGUACAACACACACACCAAAUCUGGCUACCUUACCCCUUCGUAAAAACCCCACAUGCCCUUUUCCCAUCACCUCUUUGGUCCACACCCUUAACCAUGGUUAAUCCUCUUAUUACUUUUCUUCUCACAUUUCACUCACCACACUUUCUUCUGGGUUAGUCAAGGACAAAGAAAAACCUUCUUCAUUUCUCAUCUCUGUUUACCCUUCUGCACACACUGUCUAUUACUACUACUACUACUCUACUUUCUUCUAGUAGCAUAAGCAAUUAACAUAUCUACUUCCUUUUCUCUCUCUUUUUGCUACUUGUUUGUUUUUCUUUUUUUUCUGCUGUGUAGUGUAGAUAAAUUGGAAUGACACUAGACGGAAUGAAUGGACAAAAAAGGAAAGUGAAAGAUGAUGCUAUGAAUGGUUUAUUUAAUUGCCACCCGAAUGAAGACCUAUAGUCCUUUGUUUUUUUAUGCCACUAUAGUUUACAAAGGCCUUGCCUUUAUAGAGUUUCCAGAACCGGGAUUCUGGUCAAAGAUAUUGGUCUUCUUGCUUUUAACAUAUUGCAAAAUAGAGAGAGAGAAGGUAUUUUGCAUUACAAACAGAAUCAUCUUUUUUUCUUCCUAUCAUAUCCACUUCAGUGAUCUCUCUGAAUUGAAAAUUUGGAAAUAAGAGAUUGUGAGUAUUGAUGAUGGGCAAGAAAAAGCCACAGAAAACUAAGGAACUUUCUGUGGCAAUAGCUGAAGCAUCAUCAACCAUAGAUGAUGAGAAAGAGCAACAAGAAGCAGAACCUCAACCUCAACCUCAACCUCAGGCUCCUAGAAAGAGAGGUAGACCUCGUAAGGCUAUUGUAAAGAUGGAAGAAAAUGAAGAGGAGAAGGCACAAGUGAUAGAGCAGAAUAGAGGAGGUUCUUUGUCAGCACAAGGCACAGAGAGUUCAAUGGAAAAAGUUACAACCAACGAGGAAGAGGGAACAUCAUCAGCAGCAUGCAUGAGGGUUGCAGAACAAGAAGAGAUGCAACUCCCAAAAGUGGAGCCAUCCAGAAGCAGAGCUAGGAGGAAAAGCAAACCCAGAAAGAGUAGCUAAUAUAUAUAAUCAUUGCUCUUUUUUCUCUUUCAUAGUUUCUUUCUUUCACUCAACUUUUUCCAUUAAGUGAUUGAUUCUUGGUUGGUUCCUUGGUCUUGCCAUGUUUUUGUUAUUUAGAGAAUCGGUAUCGAAACUGAUAUUGAUGCUGCUGUUGUUGUUGGGGAACACAAGUGUCAAUAGAAACACUUGAAGAGUUAUUGGUUAACCUUCUGCUGCUUUUUCUCUUCGCUUUUGAUUGCUGUUAUUGCUGUCUUAUGAUGAUUCUGUCUGCAGCUGUAGAAAUUGAAGGUACUGUUUUAUUUAUUGGAAAAGGGUGAUUGAGUUGAGAAGAAAAAAGAGAGAGAAGCAUAACAUAGAAUGUGAGUGUCACGUACCAAUGAAUAAUGCAGUAGCCGCUUAAGCACACCAAUGAAUGAUAAGGAUGGUUGGAAGUUAACACCACUUUCGGCAUUAACACAAACCAAACCAAUCCUUUUUUAUUCAUACUUUUCUCAAACGUUUGAAAAUCUAUUUUGUUGGUUUUUGCUGUCAUAGGAAAUGUUUUGUGAUCUUCCAUGCAUGUGGAUGAAUAUAACAGAACAAGUUAAGUGAUGUUUUCUGAUAGUUUUUCUUAAAAAUCUGUUGUUUAACCUUUGUCUAUUAAUUGUCCAUUAAACUUU
Vigna unguiculata (cowpea) is the source of this 1948-nucleotide messenger RNA. RefSeq lists its product as uncharacterized. Lineage: Eukaryota; Viridiplantae; Streptophyta; Magnoliopsida; Fabales; Fabaceae. The record is from RefSeq and is a predicted model, not a curated record.